CUCGCAUUAGUUUUGAAACUUGAACCAAGCAUCUGACAUGAACUGCUGCAACUUUUUUUUUUACAGUUUAUUAAGAAGGAUGUCAUUCUUUUUCAUCAAAGACUUGUGGGUUUUAAUUUUUUACAUUUUGUGUGACAUUUUUGACAACAGCGCAAGUCCACAUGUCUAUAUCAGAACUUAACACUGAACUUUAAAGGGACUACUUUUCAAAAAUUACCAUGUUACACCAUUUAUUCUCUUCUGCAACUUUUAUCUGUCUUUACCGGACAUUGCAAUGACUAACAAAGAUGUUUUGGUGUAAAAUUACCGACGAGAAGUGCAAAAACAUGGCGGUUUUUACUUUGCUAUAUUUUCUACUUUUCCUGCCAAAUUUCGCCAUCGCCUCCGGUUUCUCUGGCGUCUUCUUCAACACGACCGAUCGGGACAUUUUGACGGACAACUUCCUGCCUGCCAAGCCCGUACCGGAGAAAAUUCGCUCCUCCGAUUCCCACCCGAACUUGUACUUCAACCAAGCCGACAUUCCGCACUUGAGGCAGAAAUCGGGGACCACACACAGCCACAUUUUCAAAGUUAUCCGAGCGGCGGUUUUGACCAUGCUGUCCAAUGUUCCGUUCUACAUGCCUCCCGCCAAACACGAGGAAUUCACCAGCAAGUGGAACGAGAAUUUCGGCAAUGAUCUACCACCGUUGGCGCUCUACUGCCUGCUUUGCCCGGAGGAUAGUUCCGCCUUGCAGUUCCUCAUCAAGUUCAUGGACAGAAUGGCGGCGUACCCCGACUGGAAAGUUGCCAGCGCGCCGAACGACGAGGUACCGGUGGCGCACUCCCUCACCGGAUUCGCGACCGCUUACGACUUCAUUUACUCGUUCCUGGACGAGCGCCGGAGAGAGAUUUACCUCAAAAAGAUCCGAGCGGAGACGGAAGAGCUGUACGAGCUUUCCAAGUACAGAGGGUGGGGGAAGCAGUACCUCCAGAACCACCAGACGACCAAUGUGCUGGCUAUACUCACAGGUGCAAUCGUGGUGGGCUCACACAACGACCCUGAAUCGAUGAUGUGGAAACAAGUGUCUGUGAACUACAUGGAGAAGACCAUGUUCCUGCUGAAUCACAUCGUGGACGGCUCCCUGGACGAAGGAGUGGCCUACGGGAGCUACACCGCCAAGUCUGUCACCCAGUACGUCUUUUUAGCUCAACGCCAUUUCAACAUCGACAACACUCAGAACAACUGGCUGCGGGCGCACUUCUGGUUCUACUAUGCCACGCUGCUGCCCGGCUUCCAGCGAACAGUUGGCAUAGCAGAUUCUAACUAUAACUGGUUUUACGGUCCCGAAAGCCAGCUUGUUUUCCUUGAUACGUUUGUGAUAAAAAACGGCACGGGGAAUUGGCUGGCUCAACAGAUAAGAAAGCACAGGCCGAAAGACGGACCCAUGGGACCCUCGGCGGCGCAGCGCUGGGCCACCCUCCACACAGAGUUCAUUUGGUUUAACCCGCACCUCCCGCCGCAGCCCCCACACGGCUACGGGAGGCCGAAGAUGCAUAUAUUUUCAAACUGGGGUGUGGUGACCUACGGAGCGGGACUGCCAAUUUCACAGGGUAACACUUUUGUCUCAUUUAAAUCCGGCAAGCUGGGUGGCCGCGCGGUUUAUGACAUAGUCCACGACAAGCCUUACUCUUGGGUCAACGAUUGGAAUAGUUUCAAUCCGGGGCACGAGCACCCAGAUCAGAAUUCGUUCACGUUUGCACCCAAUGGGCAGGUUUUUGUUUCGGAAGCACUUUACGGGCCUAAGUAUAGCUAUCUGAACAAUGUUUUGGUUUUCGGUCCGUCUCCUACCAGCCAGUGCAACAGCCCGUGGGAGGGGCAGUUAGGGGAGUGCGCCAAGUGGUUGCGAUGGACUGAUGAAGGGGUAGGAGAUACUCGGGGAGAAGUGGUAGUUGCUUCUGCUCACAGGGACACUAUGUUUGUAAGUGGAGAGGCGGUGAACGCUUACUCCCCAGCCAUGAGACUCAAAAGUGUGUACCGCGCGCUGGUCCUACUGAACUCCCAAACGCUUCUAGUCGUCGACCACGUUGAAAAGUUCCCGGACUCCCCCAUAAAUUCCUUCAGCGCUUUUUUCCACAACCUUGACAUUGACUUCAAGUACGUCCCCUUUAAAUUCAUGGACAGGUAUAACGGCGCCAUGAUGGAUGUGUGGGAUGCUCAUUAUAAAAUGUUCUGGUUUGACACGCAGGGUCACAGUCCGGACACGAGAAUACAAGAGGCGGAGCAGGCAGCCGAGUUUAAAAAGAGGUGGACACAAUACGUCAAUGUCACCUUUUCAAUGACGAACAAUAUCGCUAGGGUCGCCUAUAUAAUGCACGGCCCCUAUGUCAAAGUAUCCAACUGUAGAUUCAUAGACAACAGCCACAACGGAGUCAGACUUUCCAUCGUUAUCAAUAACACUGAAAAUAUUGUCUCUAUAGCAACUAACUACCAAGAUAUCGGCGCGAGGUUGAGUUAUUUAGGAUUUGGCGGGCAUUGCAAAGUGGAAGACUCGUAUCAAGUGACGAGAUUCGGCCUCGGAACGCAACUCAUUCCGAAGCAAAUGAGCAGCGAUAAUCAGCUGUUUGAUUUUGUGUUUACAGUGAAUGUUAUAGCCGGAGUGAUCCUGUGCGUAGCCGUAGGAUUUCUCACCCUGCAGAGGAAGUUUUAUGUGUGCUUCAGCAGACUCAUGCGCUAUGCCCUCCUCGGCGUCCUACUUCUCUGGAUUGCCGAGUUGUUAUUUGUUUCGAAUAGCUGCGAUAAGCUCCUUUGCGGGGUCAAAUGGAAAGGGACGGACCCGCAAAACGAAGUCAACAAGCAAAUCAGGCAGUACGAGCAACAGCGGCUGCCUCUCCCCAACGUCCUCAUCACAGCUCUGCCCGGUUCUGGCGCGGAGAUUCUGAAGCAUCUUUUUUACAACAAUUCCGACUUUGUUUACAUCCGUGUUCCGACGGAGCACCUGGACAUCCCGGAGACGGAAUACGAAUUUGACUCUUUGGUGGACGACUGCGAGUGGUCGAGGUCAGACGCUAUUCAGGGCCGCUUUAAAAUCAUCCAAGGCUGGCUUCACUCGCUGGUCUACGACAUUAAACUCCACUUGCAAAAUAUUCAGCUAGUGGAGGAUAGCAGAGUCACAAAAAUGAAAAGUGUCAAUAUUGUAAGGGAUAAAAAGAAACACUUUCGAAGACGAGAAGCGGCGUCUGAGUUAAGGGGAAAACUCAAAGCAAAUUUAGACAGGGAUGUGGAAUAUAUUCGAGAUUUGAGACGCCAUGUCGCGGAGUACCGGAGUGCACGCGUUGUACUUUAUUUGCGAAGUGGAAGUUGGCCACUCAAACUUCCUUUUAUCCAGGAAGUAGUCGGACCCUCUUUGCGGACAAUCUAUUUAGUGAGAGACCCCCGGGCAUGGAUUUAUCUGAUGCUUUAUAACAGCAAACCCAGCCUUUAUUCGCUCAAGAACAUUCCUCAACACCUUUCUUUGAUAUUCAAGGAGAAUUCUGCCAGGGAUGGGUGCCCAGCUGUGGCGCCGGAGUUUAAACUAAUCCGCAGGUUGCUCUCCCGUUCCGAGACAAACCCCGUCAUGAUCCUCGCGCACCUGUGGCUAGCUCACACCGCGGCGGCUCUAAGGGUGAGCAGAACCAUCCCACAAGACUCUUACCUCCACGUGAGGUUCGAGGACUUAGUCAGCUACCCCCAGGAAACGGCAGAGACUAUUCAUUCCUUCCUGGGGGUGCCCCUGUCCCCCGCCGCCCUGAACCAACUCAUGUUCACUACUUCGACGAAUCUGUACAACUUGAUGUACGAAGGGGACAUUUCUCCGGCGAACAUCAACGCGUGGAGAAGCAACAUGCCCCGGAAAGACAUAAGGAUGGUGGAGGACGUGUGCGGGGUGGUCAUGAGGAGGCUGGGUUACUUGAGGUGAUUUAACCGCUGCUGGUCAGCUCUGGGGCUCGUGUUUACUGUAGCUUUCAGUCUGUUACUUGGUUUAUUUGCACUGACCUUACAUUUGAAGGUAGCAUAA
Messenger RNA from Boleophthalmus pectinirostris (great blue-spotted mudskipper), 4034 nucleotides. Its product is annotated as dermatan sulfate epimerase like. Gene Ontology annotation, molecular function: chondroitin-glucuronate 5-epimerase activity; sulfotransferase activity. Lineage: Eukaryota; Metazoa; Chordata; Actinopteri; Gobiiformes; Gobiidae. The transcript is spliced from 2 exons. The record is from RefSeq and is a predicted model, not a curated record.